Molecule: messenger RNA, 228 nt
Organism: Henningerozyma blattae CBS 6284
Lineage: Eukaryota; Fungi; Ascomycota; Saccharomycetes; Saccharomycetales; Saccharomycetaceae
Gene: MRA1
Product: Mra1p
Exons: 2
Coding region: 1-228 (75 amino acids)
Source: RefSeq, a predicted model, not a curated record
AUGAGACCUUCUCCAUUUUUAUUGAACGCAGCAAAAAAAGCAGCAAAAUCUAGCGGUCCUCCAGUUGAAUUGACACCUCUUUUCGUUGCCAUUGGUGUAGCUCUAUGUUCAGGUACUUUCUUCACUUAUAAAAAGUUUGCCUAUGAUACAUCGCUAAGAUUAAAAGAAAAUCCAAACCAAUCAGGUUUAGAAGCAGUCUUAGCUAAGGCUGAAAAUAAGUCGGAUUAA